Molecule: messenger RNA, 704 nt
Organism: Drosophila guanche
Lineage: Eukaryota; Metazoa; Arthropoda; Insecta; Diptera; Drosophilidae
Exons: 2
Coding region: 42-629 (195 amino acids)
Source: RefSeq, a predicted model, not a curated record
GCAGGCAGUUGGCAUAGUUGGUUCAAAGCAUAGAAAUCAACAUGAAGUUCACACUUUUCUUCCUGGCACUGUGCCUGCUCGGCGUUAAUGCCUUCGUGCAGCCCAUUCCCCAUGAGAAUAUGUCGCCGGAGCUGUACGAUGUGACCGAAGAUGGUUUGGUCGACAUCGAGGCCUUUGGCACCCUCUACAAGACAUUCAAAUUGGUUCUGCGCUCGGUGAAGGGCUUCAACUGCGCCGUCAAGUGGGUGGUGGGCAUCAAGGACAGCGCCACUCAGUUCAACAGCAACGUUGUCCUCUGCGGCACCACGGCCAGCAAGGAUGUGACCAAUCUGAUCAAUGCCAACAUCAAGAUCAUCAAAACCGCCAACAACAUUAUCAGCUACAAGUCGACCAUCUGCGCCUCAGCCGAGGACGCCGACCAGAAGGUCACAAACAGCUGCUUCGCGAAGACUCUCUACCAGUUGUGGUCGCUCAAGAAUCAGGUGCAGAACGUGAUCACUCUGGCCAAGAAGCUGCCAAAGACUGCUCCCAAUGCGGGUGCCUGCGUCAACGAUGCUGUAAACACCCUGACCAGCUACUACACCCAGUUCCCCCAGAACAUCACCAACUGUUCCAAGCUGACCUCUUAGACAGCUCAAUCGUCUGUAUUCGAGUGAACACCAUUCCAUGAAGCAAUUAAAAAAUAAUCUGUGUUAACCACAAAA